GUGAGCUGCUACGUGACUGGAUGGCUGCGUAGGUGCUGGAACAAGUAAACGAGGCAGCGAGCGAAGGACGGCAGUCGGACCCUGGGCCCCGUGGAACUCCAGCCCGCGCCACCACGUCACGCACACGCUCGGCGCUGCGAUCCGCGCUUAUAACGGUUAGUUGGGUAACAGCCGGCGGCACGCGGCGCGGACCCCACGGUGCCCUCGCUUCCCUGGUGGGGUCGGAGGGGACCUCCGGGGUUGGGAGACUUUGUCUCUGGGGGAGGGAGGCGGCCCAGCAGAGGGCAUCGUGGUCACAGGCAGUCGCGUGGCCUCGGACUGCAGUGCUGGUGAAGGAGACCUUGAGGCGCUGGGGACAGCGCCUCUCUCAGCCGAGCCGCGGGCCUCGUGGUCAUAUGCCGGCCCCUGGCCUGGCCGAGGAGUUGGGUCGUAGUGCCCGGUGACGUUGGGGAAGUCCCCUUCCCCUCUAAGUCUUCAAUAGGCUCCUCCAGAGAUGCUUUGAUCUGGAAAAGGGAUAACAUGAGGCUGCUUCAUGUGGUACCUCCAGACUCUUCUGGCCGCUUCUGUUCCAAGGGAAGGGACUCGGGGCAGGAAUUAUUUAUGACUCGUGACAUUGUCCGCCCCAACCUUCUUGGCCGACCGAUCCUUGCCCCACGUGGUGACUUGCGAGAGUGAUGCGGAGAGCCUCAUUCCCCACAGCCAAGGCGUGACUGCAGGGUUCGAGUAGACUUUGCGGAGGGGACGGGGCAGCCCGCAGACUCCUGGGAGUGGUGCUGACGGGGGCUCUUUGUCAUUCAACCUGUGGCUGCCAGCGUCCGCCGCAGCACCCUUCUACUCAUGGACUUAAGGCGGCCCUGUUGAGAGAAAUCUGGAGGAUAGCGUUUACACUUGGUCCGAUGCAAGCUUUUUGUUCCAAAUAUUUGUGUUUGACUUGCGUUUUGGAAUUUAUCUACACUUAAAAUGCCACCAGCAGUUGGAGGUCCAGUUGGAUACACCCCCCCAGAUGGAGGCUGGGGCUGGGCAGUGGUAAUUGGAGCUUUCAUUUCCAUCGGCUUCUCUUAUGCAUUUCCCAAAUCUAUUACUGUCUUCUUCAAAGAGAUUGAAAGUAUAUUCCAUGCCACUACCAGCGAAGUAUCAUGGAUAUCCUCCAUAAUGUUGGCUGUCAUGUAUGGUGGAGGUCCUAUCAGCAGUAUCCUGGUGAAUAAAUAUGGAAGUCGUAUAGUCAUGAUUAUUGGUGGCUGCUUGUCAGGCUGUGGCUUGAUUGCAGCUUCUUUCUGUAACACUGUACAGGAACUGUACUUCUGUAUUGGAUUUGUUGGAGGUCUUGGGCUUGCCUUCAACUUGAAUCCAGCUCUAACCAUGAUUGGCAAGUAUUUCUACAAAAGGCGACCAUUGGCCAACGGACUGGCCAUGGCAGGCAGCCCUGUGUUCCUCUGUACUCUGGCCCCCCUCAAUCAGGUUUUCUUUGGUAUCUUUGGAUGGAGAGGAAGCUUUCUAAUUCUUGGAGGCUUGCUACUAAACUGCUGUGUCGCUGGAGCCCUCAUGCGACCAAUCGGGCCCAAACCAACCAAGGCAGGGAAAGAUAAGUCUAAAGCAUCCCUUCAGAAAGCUGAAAAAUCUGGUGUAAAAAAAGGUCUGCAUGAUGCAAAUACGGAUCUUAUUGGAAGACACCCUAAACGGGAGAAACGAUCAGUCUUCCAAACAAUUAAUCAGUUCCUGGACUUAACCCUAUUCACCCACAGAGGCUUUUUGCUAUACCUCUCUGGAAAUGUGAUCAUGUUUUUUGGACUCUUUGCACCUUUAGUGUUUCUUAGUAGUUAUGGGAAGAGUCAGCAUUAUUCUAGUGAGAAGUCUGCCUUCCUUCUUUCCAUUCUGGCUUUUGUUGACAUGGUAGCCAGACCAUCUAUGGGACUUGUAGCCAACACAAAGCCAAUAAGACCUCGAAUUCAGUAUUUCUUUGCGGCUUCUAUUGUUGCAAAUGGAGUGUGUCAUAUGCUAGCACCUUUAUCCACUACCUAUGUUGGAUUCUGUGUCUAUGCGGGAUUCUUUGGAUUUGCCUUUGGGUGGCUCAGCUCCGUAUUGUUUGAAACACUGAUGGACCUUGUUGGACCCCAGAGGUUCUCCAGCGCUGUGGGAUUGGUGACCAUUGUGGAAUGCUGUCCUGUCCUCCUGGGGCCACCACUUUUAGGUCGGCUCAGUGACAUGUAUGGAGACUACAAAUACACAUACUGGGCAUGUGGCAUCGUCCUAAUUAUUUCCGGUAUCUAUCUCUUCAUUGGCAUGGGCAUCAAUUAUCGACUUUUGGCAAAAGAACAGAAAGCAAACGAGCAGAAAAAGGAAAGUAAAGAGGAAGAGACCAGUAUAGAUGUUGCUGGAAAGCCAAAGGAAGUUACCAAAGCAGCAGACUCUCCGGACCAGAAAGACACAGAAGAAGGGCCCAAGGAGGAGGACAGUCCAGUCUGAAUCCAUGGGGCUGAAGGGUAAAAUUGAGCAGUUGAUGACCCAGGAUAUCUGAAAAUAUUCUACUGGCCUGUAAUCUACCAGUGGUGCUCAAUGCAAAUAGUAGACAUUUGUGUGGAAAUCAUACCAGUUGUUCAUUGGUGGGAUUUUUGUUUGACUCCUUACCAAUAGCCUGAAUUUAAAAUGACAUAUGCUUUGAGGAGGGAGUGAUUGGUAGCAAAAGAUGCGGGAAAGAAGUAGGUUUUGUUUUGUUUUGUUUUAAUCUUCGCUUUUAAUAGUGUCAUAAAGAUUAUAAUAUGUGCCUUAAGUUUUAGUCAUUAGAACUCUAGAGAGCCUUAACUUCUUAAACCAUUUUUGCUGAAUUCAUCUAUUUCGAGUGUUGUGUUAAAAGGAAAAUAACAACUAGCUUGUUUGAGGCAAAUCCAAAAUUUAAAAUUAAUCUUGCUUCAUUGUUACAUGUAAUAUAUUUCAGACAUUUUCACUGGAAGAUUUAUGAACAGAAAUAUUGGUUGAAAAUUAGAGAUUUUAUAAAAUGCUGACAAAUAUUUUCCUAGCAUCAGUAGAUUUCUGGCAUAUGUUUCUGCUAGCUACAUAUUUAGGAAAUUCAAAGCAUAAAACUUUGGCAACAUCUUGGCUGUUCUAGACACAGUGUACUUGUCAACCCCUCUCAGGUACCUUUUCUUGAGAUGCUUAUUAGAAGCCAAGUGCAGUGCUUAAGGUUUGUUUUCAUUAAAUUAGCUAUUUUUGCUCCCCUGUUCAAAGAUGCAUUUUGAGUGUUUAUAGAUCACUGCCCUUUUUGAAAUCACCUGGUAUUAUUUUUCUCACUGGAAAAGUUAGUAUUAAAAUCUACAAAACUACAUAUUUGUGCCUCCUUGGUAAAUACAACACACCUAAUUAAAUGUAGACAGAUAUUUCAAACAUCAGCUGAAUUCACUUAAGUUUUUCCAAAACCUCAGUUAAACUGUGAAGCUAUUGGAAUUUUUUUUUCCUGGAAUUUUUCCCCUUUGAUUCACAGUGGUCCCAUUUAUAUCUGCUUCCAGCUUAGUGCUAUGCAUAAGAUAUGUGUGUGUUUGGUGUUUUGUUGUGCUGGUUUUUUUGUUUUUUUGUUUGUUUUUUUUUUUAAUUUUAUUUUUUAAUGUUUGCAAAUUAAAAAGGGCCAGAAAAAUUUGGCACCAGACAAACGAAUAAAGAUAGGAUUGGGGAAGAAGUUGCUAAGUGUGCUUAGUUUUAAUAAGUAAUUCUUUCUCUUUUUUCAGAGAAGGCCUUACAGAAAAUCGUUGUUGAAUUGUUGGAUGCAUUCUUACUCUCCACACAAACCUAGAAAUUUCGUGACCCCUUUCACUUACCUGAAAAUUAGAGAAAUUGAUUCAGUAUAAGGAUAAGGAGGGAAGGUGGACCAGAAUGAAAACUGUAAAUAUUUUUUUAACCUAAUAUCACUUAAAUCGAGGCAGAAAGAUAUAGAUAUUCAAUGAAUUAUAUUCAAUGCAUUUAAAAUACCACUGUAAUUGACAGAGUUAAAAGCAUAGAUACAAAACCUUGUGUAAGAGGCUGACUUUUCCAAAUAAACAUUUUUUAAGAAAA
Mandrillus leucophaeus (drill) is the source of this 4041-nucleotide messenger RNA. It is a transcript of the gene SLC16A1, whose product is annotated as solute carrier family 16 (monocarboxylate transporter), member 1. The record is from RefSeq and is a predicted model, not a curated record. Gene Ontology annotation, molecular function: monocarboxylic acid transmembrane transporter activity. Bases 961 to 2463 code for a protein of 500 amino acids. Gene Ontology annotation, cellular component: membrane. NCBI's taxonomy places the organism in Eukaryota, Metazoa, Chordata, Mammalia, Primates, Cercopithecidae. The transcript has 5 exons. Gene Ontology annotation, biological process: monocarboxylic acid transport; transmembrane transport.